UACCAAGUUCAGCUGUUCAGCAUCUACGUUUUGAAUAGUGUUGAAAUUUAAAAGGCGUAUGUGCGCCUUGUUGAGCUUCAAAUGACGCAGUUGAGCACAAAUUAAAUACAUUGGGAUAAACAUUUAAAAGUGGUAUACGCUGUUGAUGCUGGACAAAAUCAGGAGCUAACAAAGAGAAAUGAAAGAGUGUGGAACGCGAACUUGCGCGAGAGAUUAAGAGAGCGAACGUUUCGUGGUCAAACAAAACAAUUGCUUUCACUAUCUCCACACGCUCGUGUUUGCAUUCGCGUUGGGCCUGCGUUGCGUUUUAAAAUAAAACUUCUGUCCGUGUGCACCAGCAGCAGUGCGUGAUGCUCCAUCGCUGCGAUAAAGGAAUUAUAUAAUAUUUAUCCAUAAAGUGCAUUCAUUGAUUGAUUUUCCAACCGGCAAUUCUUGAGUUCCAGCAGUGUCUCCAGUCUUUUGGAUAUGGCGCGUCUAAUUGAGAGCAAUUUUGUUCCGAUUGCUAUGGGCGUUGCAGCCAUCGUUGCCGGGGCAUUGAUAGUCCACUAUUUUAUCAAUAAGAAGUCGACGAAGCCCCGUCGCGAACCCAACCGAACUGCACGAUUACGCACUCUGGUCGAUCCCAAUGAUAAGUACCAGCUGCCACUGAUAGAGAAGGAGGUGCUCAGCGCUGAUACGAGACGUUUUCGCUUCGGUCUGCCCUCCAAGCAGCAUAUACUGGGUCUGCCUGUGGGCCAGCAUAUCCAUCUGAUAGCGACAAUUGACAAUGAGCUGGUCAUACGGCCGUAUACACCCAUCUCCUCCGAUGACGAUGUCGGCUACGUGGACCUGAUUGUGAAGGUGUACUUCAAGGAUACGCAUCCUAAAUUCCCAGCGGGUGGCAAAAUGACACAGUACUUGGAGCGAAUGGAAUUGGGCGAUAAGAUCGCGUUCCGUGGUCCCUCGGGUCGCUUGCAAUAUCUGGGCAACGGCACCUUCUCCAUUAAGAAACUCCGCAAAGAUCCACCCAAGCAAGUGACGGCCAAGUGCGUCAACAUGAUUGCCGGCGGCAGUGGCAUUACGCCCAUGUUGCAGCUCGUGCGCGAAGUGCUCAAGCACAGCGACAAGGAUAAGACACAGCUGGCGCUGCUCUUUGCCAAUCAGAGUGAAAAGGAUAUCUUACUGCGUGACGAACUAGAUACCUUGGCCAAGCAGCAUCCCGAUCAGUUUAAGGUCUGGUACACCGUGGACAAAGCAAGCGAAGGCUGGACUUAUAGUGUUGGCUUCGUCAAUGAUGAGAUGAUCGCCGCUCAUCUGCUGCCCGCCAAUGACGACACGAUCGUGCUGCUCUGCGGCCCGCCGCCCAUGAUUAACUUUGCCUGCAAUCCAGCACUAGACAAGCUCGGCUACCAUCCGGACCUACGAUUUGCGUAUUAGAGACGAUCAACGAUAUGGCUGCCAUUGAUAAAACUCCUCUCCAAGGAGCUAGCUCACAUUCGCAUUUUAUCCGUUGUGUCAGUCUCUAUUACGCUCUCGAGCUGCAUUUGGGACAAUAACAAUCAAACUGAAUCCGAGAAUGAAUCAAAUUUUAUUAAACGCUGCUCCAUAUCGCGGAGGUGGGUGUCCGGCUCCAUUGGCAAUUGGAUCACAUCGAUCAAAUGCUACAUUUGUAGUAAUCUAUUUUAAUUUCUUUAAUUUCGAUCAAUAUACACUUGUUAAAUACGAGAACAAUUAUAAAAUUGAAUGGAAAUGCUUAA
Drosophila mojavensis is the source of this 1736-nucleotide messenger RNA. Its product is annotated as NADH-cytochrome b5 reductase 3. Gene Ontology annotation, cellular component: mitochondrion. Lineage: Eukaryota; Metazoa; Arthropoda; Insecta; Diptera; Drosophilidae. The coding region runs from base 466 to 1416 and encodes 316 amino acids. The record is from RefSeq and is a predicted model, not a curated record. Gene Ontology annotation, molecular function: FAD binding; oxidoreductase activity. The transcript is spliced from 4 exons.